Messenger RNA from Spirodela intermedia, 270 nucleotides. The record is from the annotation of a GenBank genome assembly. NCBI's taxonomy places the organism in Eukaryota, Viridiplantae, Streptophyta, Magnoliopsida, Alismatales, Araceae.
AUGAGGGAAGAAAUCCUCAGCGUCAUUCGUCUCGGCUGCAGAUACUUCGACACCGCAGUCUUCUAUCUCUCCGAGAAGCCUUUCGGCGAAGCGAUUGCCCAAGCCCUGAACCACGGACAAAUGGAGUCAAGGGAUGAGCUUUUCAUCACCACCAAGCUCUCGACUGGGAGAUCAACGAUGACGAAUGCCGCAAGAUCAGCCAGAUUUCCCAAGGCAAAUCUUGUCUUGGCGAAAUGUAUCGCUCCAGUGAGGAGCAAUACAAGUCCGUAA